Messenger RNA from Hylaeus volcanicus, 7764 nucleotides. RefSeq names its product galactosylgalactosylxylosylprotein 3-beta-glucuronosyltransferase P (gene GlcAT-P). Gene Ontology annotation, molecular function: galactosylgalactosylxylosylprotein 3-beta-glucuronosyltransferase activity. The record is from RefSeq and is a predicted model, not a curated record. NCBI's taxonomy places the organism in Eukaryota, Metazoa, Arthropoda, Insecta, Hymenoptera, Colletidae. Gene Ontology annotation, cellular component: Golgi membrane. Gene Ontology annotation, biological process: chondroitin sulfate proteoglycan biosynthetic process; carbohydrate metabolic process. The transcript is spliced from 6 exons. The coding region runs from base 1119 to 2294 and encodes 391 amino acids.
UCAAUGUCCAUUUCCACGAGUAAAAAGAAAAGAAAGCCUGAUACGAGGUAAAAUGAUGCAUUUGAUCUUUUAUCCGAUCGAGAGAUCGGUUGGUGGCUGUUUGGAGGAUCGAUGAGAAACGCCUACUCUGCGUCAAAUACGUUGAGCCACGUGAUUCGGUGCAGCCGCGUAUAUCGCGACACGCGCUUGUAUACAUACGUACAAGAGCGGAGCCAGUGGCAGUGACAGCGUCGGCUGCUGCGCCAGCUGAAACGAAAUAGGUGGGAGGGGUUAGCGCGCUAUGCGAACGUGUAUACUAGCAUAGACGGAUAUUGCAAAGGGAACGCGACGCCGACGGGGAAAACUAGUCGAGUGUCGACCAACGAAGGAGACGCGUCGUACAAGUUUUUUCCGCGAAGCUUUUCGUCAGGUGCCAUUGUUCCCUCGACGUCGACGCCGACGCUCCGACGCUCCGACGCUCAGACGCUCAGUCGCUCAACGAAACGCAUGACAACGUAAACACGGGACCAAGGGAAACGAUCGAGCCAGUGUACGGCUCGUCGUUUAGUCGUUAACGAAGAAAAGUCGGAAACGACAUGUGGCCGAGGUUUCGAAGCGGCGCGAACCUGCUCGCUAAAAAUACGUUCGGCGAACGAUCGAAGCGCUACCAGGAGCUUGGCGAAAAGCUUGUCGGGGAUCAGUGAUGUCCGAGUGCACAAGAUGCCAGUGAAAAGGUGCAUCCGUCGACCGGGCUUUCGGAGACGGUCAUGAUAUCACGGAACUUGACGAAUUCGGAUCGAGACUGCGUGCGGACCAUCUUUUCGUUACUCGCAGCUCGCGGACAAACCGUGUUCCGUCGCGUUCCAGACAUCGUCGACGGGGAAAAAUCGAAACGAGAGCCGUUUACCUCAGCCCGGACUAAUUCGCCAAACAGUGAACACAAACUAUUAAAAAUCAUGAAAAAGUAAUAACGGUGAGAACGGUGCGUGCAGACUGCGUACUUUCAGCACGAUAAGUUUGAUACACAGAGGUGAGGAAAAUCACGCCCAGCUGUGUUGGAGCCGCGGAAGUGCGUAAACGAGGCGGAACGAUCACAACUCGUGAACGGAGCAUGAACGCCGAUUAUCAGCUGUCCUGAUAUGAUGAAGCCAUCCACGAAAAUGGGGGUGAUAGCGUUGAUAGGUGUAUUCGUGGUGUUCUACCAAUAUCAUUUGUCUACCGGGGUUCGGUUCGACCAGAUGAACGACUUCAACACUGGUGGUUCCGCCGAGGACACUGCAGUUCUCUCUCAAGAGGACGUGGAGAGCUAUGUCAGGUCGAGCAAAUUGACGGAAGAAAUGAUCAGGAGCGCGAUACGCAAGGUGCAAGAAACGAACGGUCUCAGUCCAGACAUCGCGACGUCGCUGAUACAAGAGCUGAUGACUCAUCUGAACAAGAAUACGUUGGAAGUUUCCGAGAAUAAUUCAAAGAUCGUACAAGCGUCGUUGUCGUUGUCGUUGUCGACGCCGACGCCGACGCCGACAGCGACCGUUUCGAGUCAGCAUCGUUCGUCCACGUCCGACGAAACGUCGGAACCGCUGUACAUAAUCACGCCGACGUACCGCAGACCGGAACAGAUACCGGAGCUGACCAGGAUGUCGCACACGCUGAUGCUGGUCAAGAACGUUCAUUGGCUGGUUAUCGAGGACGCAACAAUCGCCACGAAACAAGUCACCAAGUUGCUACAGAGGACGGGAUUAAAGUUUCAUCACUUGACUGCCCCGAUGCCCGACAAGUACAAGCAAAAGAAGGGCGCGAAACCACGGGGAGUGUCGAAUCGCAAUCGUGGAUUGCAUUGGAUCAGAGCGAACGCAACGAAAGGUGUCUUCUACUUCGCGGAUGACGACAACACGUACGACAUCGCACUUUUCAACGAGAUUCGUAGAACAAAGAGGGUGUCGAUGUUCCCCGUAGGCUUGUGCACCAAGUUCGGUUUGAGCUCGCCCGUAAUUAAGAACGGAACGUUCGUUGGAUUCUACGACGGUUGGAUCGCUGGCAGAAAGUUCCCCGUGGACAUGGCAGGCUUCGCCGUGAGCGUAAAAUUCCUGCUUCAGAGGCCCAAUGCCACGAUGCCGUUCAAAGCUGGAUACGAGGAGGACGGUUUCCUCAAGAGCCUCGCACCGCUCGAGCCUAAGGAUAUCGAAUUUCUCGCUGACAAUUGCACCAAGGUGCUCGCGUGGCACACACAGACGAAGAAGAACGAGCCCAGCGCCCCGCUGGACUUGAAGUUGUACGGUGAAACGAACCUCGUCAAGUUGAAACAGCAAAUAGUAUGAUGUUCGAACCCGCAACGCAGCACGAGAGGGAUUUACAAGUUCGAUCUAGCUUUACGUUGCUUGGUACGAUGCUCGUGAGGGGAAUCCUUUUCCCAGUACGAUCAACAAAGUGAUUCAGUGCCUCAAGUAUUGUAAUGUACGCUCGGUGUAGGAAUGAUUUUUCUUUAUCUUUCUCUUUUCAAGGUAGCAACGGAAAGCCUUACGUUUACGAGACCAAAGCUCGAGGCUUGCAGUCUUGGAAACGACCGUGACAAUUUCCGAACGUUUUUAUUUUUAAGAAAUAUAAAUUUUCUAAUUAAAUGUGAUUGUACGAUAUCACUAUACCGUAUAUUUCAGUUUUUGCCAACGAUUUCAAUCGGAGUCGAAACGUCGAUGAACCGUAUAUGCUUGUUUACGAGACUGCAAGUUCCGGCUUUUAUUCUGUUAACCAACUUUGUAGGCGGUGCUGAAGAAAUGGUAAAAGACUGGUCUUCUCUGUAAUUCGAGAUCCAGCUCGAGCUGGACACUGAAGACAAACCAACCACCCCAAUGGCUAACGUAUACCUUUGUAUAGCCUAGCGUUAACAGUUAUUUUAUAUAAUAAUAUUUAGGUUUUAGUUACGGUAACUAGUACGUUCCCUGCGAACCAAUGACCAAUUAGCGCAAAAACAAACAAAAAUUCAGUUGGAAGUUAGACAAGCCAAAGACAUUACGAUAACGAGCCAGAGUAAUCGUAAAUCGUAAUAGAAAGAAUCUACCGAUGAGUACAAGAUCUUACAUUAUCUUCCGUUUCGAUUUACAAAUCGUUUAUUCUACUUUUUUUUUUGUACGUUUGCCCGUGGCCGUGAGUCCGAUACAUGACCAAUUAACGCGUAUCUUUUCAGAAACACAGAACUCGAUUAAUAGUCUAGACGAAUAACAGUUGUCUUUCUUGUACUUAUCGUUGUACGAAUAUUACAUUUCGGUAUGUAUAUUACCGAUGAGAGACAUUUUGUUUUACAGUGAAAUGCUUCAUGUAUCGGCUCCCUCGCAGACUAGCAUUCGUUUCAACUGUACAAACACUUUGUUUGUUGAGAUUUUUGUUCGCGUCAAAUCAGUAUUUCUUAUUCACCUUGGAAUUUCUUGUUUGCAUCGCAGUAUCUCUGGAUAACCAAAACGAAGUCGAAUCCUCGAGAAUUCGAUGCUUUCGUUCCGUGUAUCGACCAUUUCUUUUUCAGUUUUUUUUUCAUUUCUCGGGCUAUAAUUGAAUCACGCACAUACCGUCCGAUAUAGAGUAUCAACGGGGAUUCACAGAGUGCCGCUACAGGUUUUUUUUUUGUUUUUUUUUUUGUUUUUAAUCGAUGCCAAUGGCACGUAAACAGUAGCAGAGAGGACUUUUGUAUAAAUAUUCGAGACGUUAUAUAUUAAUAAUAAUAAUAUUCGAAAGCUUCGGGUCGAAUGACGAUACUCUCGCGUAUAUAAGAAACCAAAUGUAACAAUUUUAAUUUCGAUCAGCAGACAAGGUUAGAUUUAACCCAAGUAUCGACGACUGUAAUUUCGUUUUCGUUAUGCAGAGAUCUCUGUAUUUCCAUUUGUUUAAAAAAGAAUUGCCUAUAUAUAUGUACGAUAUAUGUGUAUAUAGUACGAAAUAGCCAAUUACGAAUGCAAUACGAUGAGUCGCUAAAUUAUCGGCGCACACCAAACAUUACAAAGCUAUGCAAGAUUUGUCUAUGCUUCUUAUUUAUUUAAGAAAUAUAAUGCAACAAUUCUUUCUUUUCUUUUCUUUUUUUUUUUAGUUUUACAAGUCCGUAGCGUAAAUAUACUUUCUCACGUAAAAACCAUAGCGAAAUCUUGUAUAGAUUGUUUGUUGAUAAUUUUGCGAUUUGCUGUACAAUGAAAUCGGCGCAAAAAGACUGUUAAGAUGCGCCGAGUUUUAAGGGAUUCUUAGAAAUUUCAUAAGGAAUAAUAACGCUCGUUAUACGGUCCACGACGACCGAAAAUCUCAAUCGUGGAGUGCAAAUAUUCAUAUCGAAUGCAUGCGUAGGUAGGGAAAAAAGAGAAAUACAAUGUAAAAAUAUUUCGAGAGAUCUGCGACAACGCUCUAGAAUUAAUAUGAAAUUUUUAAACGUCGUCAGUGGAGAUGAGAUAUGUAUAUCCCAAGCUUGCAGGUAUUUCUAGAAUAUCGAACGUUCGGACACUGUUUCAACUCUUGUCAAACUGGAACGUUCCGGUUUAGGGUUGCAGCUGAUCGCUUGAUUUGGUAUCUUAAUAUGUAACAUUUAUUACCAAAGUAAUGCGAGUGAUAUAGGGAAAUCUCUGAAUACGCAGAGAUUCAUCGAGAGUUUGUAAUUAUCAAAAGUCGCUCAAAAAAGUUUAACCUCUCCGCCCCUAUUGUUCGGGGGAAAAAAAUAGAUCUGAUGCUAACCGCGUCGUAUAUAUUAUAUAUUAUCUUAUCUUAUCUUAUCUUCUAGUCCAGUAACAUCAGCAUUGUCGAUCGUGCAAUUACAUAACACAACAUUUCUUUGAAAUUUAGGAAGGAAUUUUGAAUUCUUCCAAGAUUCGCCAUUGCUGACUUGGCGAUGAAACUAGCUGUACGACCGUAUAAUUAAACGUGCUUGUUCUAACCAAAAUUCAGUCGACGUUGCACAUAGUUUCGUUGAAGACCGUUUAAAAGGGCACAACGCGUAAACGAGUGGUUUUCGAACUUGUUUUGCGAGGAAGAUAAAAACAACAACAACCAACAAAGAAAGAAAGAAAAGAAAAAAAAGAUUACGUACGUUUAUUUCAAUCGAUUCAAAUAUUAAGUAAAGUUUAUCGACGGCCAAAUGAAAUGUUUGCAGCCUCUAGUUUGGAAAACGCUGAAAUAAAUGAUUGGAUCGAUUGUGUUUGUUGAUUUCUGCGACUUAUCUACGAUCUAGUUAAGCGAAGAUAUCAGUGGAAGCAAUAAACUCGUUAGGUACUGGCUCCUCGCGAGUCGCGUAAUUGUGCGAAUGGAUGCAAAUGACUUUAAUGAUUGUAAAAGUAAUGGCCCGUAAUGGCGCGUUAUACCUCGAAACAAAAUGGAAUUUGAAAAGCUUGUUCAACCCUUUCGAUAUAAUUUUGUUCCGUCUCUGUUCCAUUCGUUUCUCUUUCAGAAAUUAAUUGUAUUAUAUUAACGCUGGUUCACGGAGAUUUCUUAUUAGAUUUCUAUUAACGAAGCAAUGCUUUAAUAAAUGAAAUCGACGUAUGUCAGUGAAAUGAAUGAAUUAGGAGGGUUAGAUAAAAAUGAAUUUCGAUAUACUUGUUGGAAGAUUAAUUUUGGUUAGAGUAGGUAGAUGUGUUUCGCCAAGAGGAUAACGUGCCACUGUCGGUACUACCGUUUAAUAUUUAUCAUAGAAAAUGAAAAGGCUGCUUCGAGGUCAGCGGUAUCGACGAGUGUUUGAAUCGUAUCCAAUAGUAUUAUCUCAUCGAGUCGAGUCGAGUGAAACAGCACACGCGCGCUUUGGCUAGUCUAGCCAUACGUGCGUGUUCAAAGUUUGAAGGAUACAUACUUUGAAUUUGAAACCAUAGAGAUAUCAUAGAUAGAAUAGGGAGGACAUAGGCGUGGCUAACCAAGUCGGAAUGUCCUACUGUUAGAAAGAGAAAGAUAAACGCGGUAUUCUACGUAAGAAUCGUGAUAAUGUAACGAGAAACUAUUAAACUAAUUGUAAUUAUAGCUAACACGAAUAACAUAUGCUUUUAUUAAUGCGAAUGUAAUUGGUAGACAGCAACACACAAGCAAGAGAGAUUUUCUGUCUCUUUUUACCUGUGCUAUCACCUCUACUCUAUCCGUAAUAUCUCUAUGGAAUAGGGAGAUUAACUGCAAGGCACUAAUAGCUAAUUUCGACAAUAAAUGCGACACCAUUUUUCAUUUCUACCCUCUUUUUUAAAUCUUUUUGCGUAAUGUAGACGAGGAUGAUUUAUCGUAAACAGUGUCGAUUAAUAUGUAACAUACGAUUACCUAAUAAUCGAGUAAUCAUGAUUAAUCAGCAAAGAAUAAUUAUUAAUCAUGAUUAAUAAUUAGACACGAUUAGCUCUAAGAGAUUACAAACGUAGAUUAUGAUUAAUAAUUGCAAGUGAUCCAACGCAGGAGUAAUCGCAAAGUACAUAAGCAUUGUCCAACUCUCUGUGCGAUUUUCUAAACCUCUGGAUCACGCUCGUGUACGCUAUUACCAUUACAAAUCGUAUUAUUUACAUCGAUCGUCGAACGUAUACGCUUUCUAAUUAUUUUAAUCUCUUCCAAAAUUUCAAAUUCUUCACGAACGUAUUCUCAAACGAAGCAAUACAGUCUCGCCAAAUCCCUGACACUGUUUUCGUUGUUGUACAACAUUGAUAUCGAUAUUUUCGAAAACACCAGGGGUGUACGGAUAAUCAGUGAAUCCCCAUUAUCGACAUGGAUAACUGUCGACCGAUUCUCUUGGAUUUUCUGCUUCGAUUCAUCUACUCGCGUAGAUGAGCAAAUUGGAAUUUCGAACACUUUGAACUUGACCCUUUCAACCCUCCUUUUUUCUGUUUGUAUUCUACUCGUUUCUCUUUUCCAAAUUAAUUCUAUUAAAUUCUGUUAAAUUUGGGUUGGCUGUAUGUAUAUCAGAAACCGUAGCCGAAUCAAAAGAGAUUUCAAUGAGAUUUCUCUCUCUCUUUUUUUUCCCUUUUUUUUUUCUCCACAUAUGUUCCUACCUUAUCAAACGUAAAAGUUUUCAUUCGUUCAUCUUUUGUUUGAUCGUUAGUUAGUUAGUUACUAAAAAUAAUAAUGAAUACUUGAAAGAUUGAUUUUGGAAGCCCUAGAUGUAUCGCUGCUUCGAUUCGUCCGAUCGUUUGGAAUAACGAAAGCAGAGAAUCCGAGAGAAGAUCCCGUCUGUGAAGUACAGUGAAGCACAGUGAAGCACGGUAACGAUACUCGUAAAAGAGCAAACGAUAAAAAUAAAACGUAGACGUGACAGUGUAAAUGAGAGUGCAAUACAAUUAUAAGACUGACAAUGAGAAUGUAAGAAAGGUUUUUCUAAUGAAAUUUUCGAGGCUAACUUUUGAAAGCGUGAAACACGAAAAAAAUAUGAAUAGCGCGGUUUCGAAUAAUAGGAUAUUAAAUAUUUGAAUAGUCGAAAUCCAUCCAAACGUUUCGAAAGAUUUUUCGUACCGUUUCUACUCGCGUUUUACGAGUAUCGUUGUUUCGAUCUACACAUAUCCUAAUUAUGGCAUUAAUGAAUAUUGUGCGAUACGCGUAAGGAUUUCGAUUCGUUUUUUCUUUUGUUUGUUUUUAUACGAACUUUUACACGGUUCGAUAAGUACAAAUUACAUCGAUUGAUUUUAGUGGAAUCGUUUGCUAGUCGCGUUACGUUGUUAAAGUUACCGUAGAAAUGCUGUGAAAUAAAAAAGAGAAAGAAACUGUCGCGUAUGAGUGAUAAUUCACGCUUAGUUAGUUAUUUACUGUUCCUUAUAGAGAAAUGUAACAAAAGUAAAAGUAAUAAAUGAUGAUGUGAUAUUCUAAUUUACAUAA